Messenger RNA from Bactrocera dorsalis (oriental fruit fly), 1288 nucleotides. Its product is annotated as androgen-induced gene 1 protein. The coding region runs from base 140 to 970 and encodes 276 amino acids. Lineage: Eukaryota; Metazoa; Arthropoda; Insecta; Diptera; Tephritidae. The transcript has 4 exons. The record is from RefSeq and is a predicted model, not a curated record. Gene Ontology annotation, cellular component: endomembrane system; membrane.
AACAAAUGUAAACGAAAGUGACAAAACUUGGAAAGAUGUGAAAGUGUCGGAGAAUACUAUGUAGUUGCCAAGUGGCAGGUAAUAAAACAUUACCUACAGAAGUGUGUUUUAUUUGGAAAUUGGAAAAUUACUACCAAAGAUGACAAAAAGUAAGAAACGGCUAAAGGAAGAGCUGGUGGCGAAAGCACAGGCCACUGUUGUUGAGGAACGUCUAACAACGACAAACGACGCUUAUACACAGGGUGCCUUCUGCUACCUCCGCUUGCUCACACACACUAUAGGAUUACUGCAAUUUGCCUAUGGCAUCUACUAUCAUUGGUUCAAUGUGCAUUGGCCGCAGCACUUGCAGGAUGAGGAAGAGUUGAAAACGCGUUGGGGUGGCAAAUUUAAAUAUCUCACAUUUCUCGAUGUGAUAGUGCAAGCUCUUUAUCAUCUAGUGGCGUUACUUAAUGAUAUUAUGGGUUCUAAUGCAGUGGGACCGCCACGUACAAUGCCUGGAAUCCGUAAACUUCGUGAUUAUAUGUUUGCUGCAUGGGCUUUUCCCAUCGCACAUAAUGUAUGCAUCUCUUUUUGGGUUAUAUAUGCUUACGAUCGAGAACUUAUAUUCCCAUCAGCGCUAGAUGCAAUUUUCCCAAACUGGCUCAAUCAUAUCGUUCACACCAAUGUGGCUAUGCUCGGCAUACUCGAUAUGUUCACUUGCUUCCGCCAGUACCCCAGUCGUACUGCCGGCCUCACUGGCACUAUUGCAUUUAUGGUGCUGUACCUUAUUUGGAUGCACAUUGUACGUUUCUUUUCGGGUCAUUGGGUAUAUCCACUGCUGGAAGUUCUUAAUUUACCUAUGCGCUAUUUUAUGCUCAGCGCCAUGCUAGCUUUUACCGUAUGCUGCUAUUUCCUUGGUGAAUUUCUGAACAAUACUAUUUGGAGUCCAGAACUACGUUUGCUGAAAAUUAAAAACGCCAAGAGUGAAUAAAUGGAAUCGAUAAGAAUCUGCGCAAGUCGCACAUCUGUAAAAACAACAACAAUACAUACAGUUUUACCACUGCAAAAUCUAGCUUUAAACAACGAAAGUGUUGAUGUAUUAUGAUUUGAGUACUUUUACACAGUACCGUAAUCAUUUAUGUAUCAUUUUUAUUGACAAUUUUGACAUUGUAUAAUUUCAUAAAUACAAUAGAAUCCUACGUUUAAAAAUGUUCAAAAAAUCUUAAGGCACUAAUAACUAUUUCUAUAUUUGAGCUUUCUCGUUGAUUUCAUGCAGUAAUUUAAAUAUAUAGAAAAAUUUAUAAAAAUA